This is a messenger RNA of Balaenoptera acutorostrata (minke whale), 2560 nucleotides long. RefSeq names its product general transcription factor IIA subunit 1 like (gene GTF2A1L). NCBI's taxonomy places the organism in Eukaryota, Metazoa, Chordata, Mammalia, Artiodactyla, Balaenopteridae. Gene Ontology annotation, biological process: transcription by RNA polymerase II; transcription initiation at RNA polymerase II promoter. Gene Ontology annotation, cellular component: transcription factor TFIIA complex. The transcript has 10 exons. The coding region runs from base 1069 to 2502 and encodes 477 amino acids. The record is from RefSeq and is a predicted model, not a curated record.
GUCUUCUAAAGGGCUUCGUAUAAAUUAGCUUCUUGAAACUCACAAACUAUAAGGUACCUGACCCAGGCAAAGCAAAUACAGAAUGGUUGGACAUAAAUAGCUCUACUGAACUUACAUGCACAAAUAAAUAAAUAAACAGCCAAUUUUAAACCUGAUAGGAUUUUUAAUCAUUCAUUAACUUAGCCAUCUGGUUAGGUCAGGAUCUAUCUGCAGGCUAGAAAGGCUGUUUUAAAAGGCAGAGUAGUGGCAAUAAAUGACUUGUUCCCUUAUCUAACCCUCCAGGUUAUCUGUGCUUACAUCUACCGUCAGCCCUAGGCAAGGUAUGCCCCUAUAUGCUCUACCCUUCACGGGAAGGAGGGAGUUAUUACAGGUCAAGAGUGUGAUUUCUGCCUGAGGAGGAAAAGGAGCCUGGGUGGUAUUGGGGUGCUGACUUUAUUUUAGCAGUGGUUCUCCAACUUGGCUGCAUAAUAGAAUCAGAUUCUGUGGAGUGAGACUCCGGUGCCAAACCUUUAUUAAGCUCCCCAGGUGAUUUCAGUGUGCAGCCAAAGCUGAAAAUCUUUGCUUUGGGACAAAGAGUCUCAUUUAAGUGCCCAUCAGAAUCACCUGGAGAGCAUGUUAAAGUUACAGAAGCCUAGGUCCCAGCCUCAGAGUUUCUGAUUCAGUAGGUCUGGGGAGGGACCCAAUAAUUUGCAUUUUUAAAGGGUUUCCAGAUGAAGCUGAUGUUGCUGUCUUACACUUGGAGAACCAAUCUUAGAAGAGUUUGACUCUUAUUAUAUACUGGAGUUCAGCUGUGACUGGGGCGUAAGAGGAGGAAUGAAAAUUGGCAGAAGGAGAAGACAGAUACCACUAGCUCCCCUCUUCUCAAAGGUCAACCUCUUCCCUGCCUCUGCAGCGCGACUCCACUUUACCCUCGUCAUUAACCUUUCUCUCCUCCCCUGCCCCGCCCCCAGCGUCCUGACGUAGUUGCGCGGACAACGUGCACCUACGUUCAAAGCGCCCAAGGAGCGGUCCGCGGAGGCGCACCGCGUGCUGCGCAGGCGCAAGGGGCGAGGCGCCGGAGCAGCGGUCAUGGACGGCGUCAACCCGGUGCCUAAACUCUACAGAUCUGUAAUUGAAGAUGUAAUUGAAGGAGUGCGGGAUCUAUUUGCUGAAGAAGGUAUAGAGGAACAAGUCUUAAAAGACUUGAAGCAGCUCUGGGAAACAAAGGUUUUGCAGUCUAAAGCAACAGAAGACUUCUUCAGAAAUAGUGUCCAUUCCCCUCUGUUCACCCUUCAGUUGCCGCGCGGCUUGCACCAAACAUUGCAAUCAUCAACAGCAUCAUUACUUAUUCCUGCUGGUAAAACUCUUCCCACUUUUAUCACAGCAGAACUGGGCACCUCAAACUCCAGUGCAAACUUUACUUAUCCUGGUUAUCCUGUUCACGUACCAGCAGGUGUGACACUACAGACGGCAUCUGGUCACCUUUAUAAAGUUAAUGUACCAAUCAUGGUGACACAGACUUCUGGAAGAGCAAAUAUUCUUCAGCAUCCAUUUCAGCAAGUAUUUCAGCAGCUUGGGCAGCCUUCAAUAAUACAGACCAGUAUUCCACAAUUAAACCCAUACUGUCUUGAAGCAACUACUGAAAAAUCACAGAGAAUGGAAACUGUGCUCCAACAACCUGUAGUUCUUCGUUCUGGGACAGUGGAUAGGAAACAUUUAGAAAAUGCUACUGGUGAUACUCUUAUACAUCCUGGAAAUGAGCAUAAAAUCAUGUCUGAAGCUUUAUUGAGUCAUCCGGAAAACUCUCAGUAUAUCAGCCUUUCAGGUGUUGUAUUUCCUCCACAGGUCUCUCAAAUGGAUUCUGAUGUGGAGCCAGUGCUCAGUGUUUCAGCUAGCAUGACUCAAAAUCUGCAUGGUGGGCCCCUGUCCACAGGCCCUCAGGGGGCUCAGCACCAGCACAUGCCUGAUGUUCAGCUUCGUGUUCUUAAAAAUAGGAUGUGUGGAUGUGAUUCUGUAAAGCAGCCAAGAAAUACAGAGGAGCCCAGCAGCCUACCUGUCUCAGAGAAGGAUUCUAAUUCUCAGAUGGAUUUAAGCAUUCAUGUAGCUGAUGAUGAUAUUAAUGAGAUAAUUCAAAUAGAUGGAACUGGAGAUACAUCUUCCAGUGAUGAAAUAGGAACUACAAGAGAUGUAGAUGAGAACAAAUUUCUAGGGAUUACUGAUGCAGGAGACCUGAAGGUACUUGAAGAAGCCAGCAGUAUAUCAAAUGAAGAUUCAACGGCCAACAGUAGUGAUAAUGAAGACCCUCAAGUAGACCUUGUGGAAGAGGACCCUUUAAAUUCUGGAGAUGAUGUUAGUGAGCAGGAUGUGCCGGACCUGUUUGACACAGAUAAUGUAAUUGUCUGUCAGUAUGAAAAGAUUCAUCGAAGCAAGAACAAAUGGAAAUUCUAUUUGAAAGAUGGUGUUAUGUGUUUUGGAGGGAGAGACUAUGUAUUUGCAAAAGCCAUUGGUGAUGCAGAGUGGUAAAAUUGAUGAGCUCAGUACAUCAUUAACCUCAGUGGGACUAUAUCACAUGUUGUUCACU